GGUUGCCGAAAGCGGAGCGCAAUACGUUUCUGGAAUAAGGGAAUUUACAGAAACGCAAAUGAAGUUUGCGUGAAUGUGUGGAAGCGACAUCGGUGUUGUGGGACGUUUUUUAUAUCGGAUUUUAGACUCACUUCUGUGGACGUCAGACUCUACAGCUUGAACCCGGACCAAGAGGCAAAACUCUGGAUUGUCAUAAAGACUCAUCAAGAGCAAGGCAGCAGAGCCUGCUCACCUGCGGUGACCCCAGACUCUAACAACCCGACAGCCUCUAUGCACAUCAACCUGACCGUGGCUGUCAAGGAAUCCCGUGCCUUUCAUGGAACUAAGCCUGCAAAUUGCUCUGCUACCGCCGACGCUGUGGUAGUGACAGCCAUGGAGUCACGUCAGGUGUCGGCUGCCCCACCAGGACCCCCGCCUCCUCCCCCACCUCCUCCGCCCCCUCCUCCUCCCCCGCCUCCACCUGCUUCUUCUUCGCCGUUUAGCCGGACAAAUGCCGUCCGUCAGAGUCGGCUGAGGAAGCUGAACUGGGAGCGUAUCCCCAAAGAGAAGGUGGAAGGGAGGAAGAGCGUGUGGAGUGGUGCGGCCCCCGAUGAGGACGAGUUUCCUAUAGACCUCCAUUCUCUGGAUGAGUUGUUUGGGCAGAAGGACAGCAAGCCAAGGGACAGAACCGUGACGUUGAGGCGACGGUCCGCCCUGCUACGAUGCAGAUCCCUACAGGAUAGCUCGAAAGAGAUUUUUCUACUGGAUUCCAAACGCAGUAUGAACAUAGGAAUAUUUCUACGGCAGUUCAAAAUGCCAGCUAAGGAGAUUGUCGAAGACAUCAGGCACGGUGUCGGAGAUCGUUACGGAGCCGAGAAGCUCUCAGAGCUCUGCAAGCUGCUGCCUGACAGCGAGGAGGAAUGUCGCCUUAGGAGGUUCAGUGGAGAGAGGAGCUGUCUUGGAGAGCCCGAUCUUUUCAUGUUGCUUUUAGUGGAAGUUCCCAGUUUUCGGCUCCGUCUGAACGCCAUGAUCCUGCAACAAGAGUUUGACCCUUCUCUGACCUCUCUGUGUGUGGCAGCCAGAUGUCUGAGGGAGGCGGCUAGAGAACUGCUGAGCUGUCCCGAAUUGCACUCCAUCCUCCGUUUGGUGCUGAAAGCGGGGAACUACAUGAAUGCCGGUGGAUAUGCAGGGAAUGCAGCUGGCUUUCGAAUUUCAUCACUUCUCAAAUUGGCCGACACCAAAGCCAACAAGCCAGGGAUGAAUUUGCUGCAUUUUGUUGCUAUGGAAGCUGUGAAAAAAGACCAGAGUUUGCUGUCUUUUCCCAGCCAACUGGGCCACGUUGGCUCCGCCUCCAGGUUGUGUGAAGAGGCUGUCCUAGAUGACCUGGCAAAGUUAAAAAGCAGAGUGGCCGCACUCAAGACAAAUAUGGAGAAUGAGGCAGAGAUUAAGCAACAGACGCAAUCUUUUCUGGAGAGGGCUGGGGAGCGUCUGAAAGAGGUCGACGACGAGGUAGAGGGCAUGAGGAUGUCGAGUCAAGCUUUGGUGGAGUUUUUCUGUGAAGACGACAGCACUUUCAAACUAGAGGAGGCCUGCAGGGUCUUCCAUUUGUUUUGCCACCGGUUUCAAAGAGCUGUUCAGGAAAACGAGGAACGGGACCUUAAGGAGAAGAAACGGAUAGAACGUCAACGCGAGGUUGCGGAAAAGCGUCGCUCUCUCGCGGUUUGCACAGGGCUGGAACUGGGGCUGAGUCUCGCCAGAGAGCCUCACUGUCAGGAAAACCAAGAUGAAUUGGAGAGACUUUUGGAGAAGAACCUGAGUUACAAUUGGAGCCGCCGCAGUCUUAGAACCGCUGAUUCUCGCAGAUUCACACACCACAUUCAAAAUGACACUCUUCUCAACCCUUCGUCCAUUCUCAAGAGCUUCCCAAUUUUGGGUAGUAGCCCCACAUCCACUGGUUUUCACUCGAACAGCUCGUCGGACCACGAGACCAGUGCCAUGCUCUGCAGCUCCCCUGAAACUGAUGGUGGGUGUUCCCCCCUUGACCAAGAGUCUGUUCUGGAAAGAGGGAUUAGAACAUCGAAACGGAGCAUGGAAGCAGUUAAAGACUCCCAUGUUGCAGCAUUUAGUGCCUCUCACGAUGGAAAUGGCUUCACUUUGAAGCAAUAUGGGCCUGAGAGCAUUUCCUACUCACUUCAUGACCAACAGAAAACAUCAGGACUUCUACAAAAGACGGAUUAUUCUGCUGAACACGUGGCUUUGAACAGUUCUAGUACAUACCCUGCUGCUAUAAGUACCGAUGCAUCAGCCCGAGGUGUUAAAAGCCAGACCCCCACUUUCAGACAGAGGCUUACUGACAGUAACAGUCCUGCUGUUCAGGAGUCCAAUGAUACCUCUGGAACACUUUCUGACAGAGACACAGAGACUGAGACCAAAUUGCAAUCAGCCACAGAGGAAGUACCAUCCCAGCCACAGAUAGAGUUCAGUCAAAGCGUUCAAAUAAGUGCAGAUACGUCUUUGCCUGAUGCGAGUUUAACAAAAGAGGGAGAAGCUGGGGUGGUUUUAACCUCAGUGGAGGAGGACUGCAUGCCGUCCAGCCUGCCAGAGUUUAGCCAUUCACAGCCAGAGGAGGCCUCUGAUUCACCGGCUGCUGAUAAAGAGACUGCCAGGCCAUUCACACGUGUGGGUGAAACACUGGAGUGCCACACUCUGGUAAAAGGUCUACGAUCCUACGAGACUCUGUCUCCCCCAACCUCUCCACUGCCACGACCUACACCGAGCCUAUGCUCCAAGUGGAGGAAGGAGAGGGAGGUAGACGUUCACGAGGGCACUGCUUCAGCAUCUACAGCGUCGAAGGGGGAGGCCAGGACCGCGAAGACCCCGAUGCGUAGUGGUAUCGCGACAAAGAGGGGGUUUGUGUCCCGGACUGUGCCAUCAAACAGCACUGGGAUUCCUAGAGUACGCUCCAAAGCUGAGCCUUCCAACGGGGCACCAGCACCUACCAACCCACCCACGCCUGCACGGCCGUCCAUUCCCCGCAGCGUUUCGGCUCGCUUGUCUCCCACCGUUCAACCAGCCGUGGCUCAGGUGGAGGUGAGGCGAAGCACCAGCACGCGGGACAGAACCACAAACGAGUCACAGAUUCCAGAGAAGGCCGCUUUGACUCGGAGGUCUUCGGACAGAACCCCACAGGAGAAGGUCUCCGGCGGCACCCAGCCGGCCUUCGUCAGGGGAGCCCUGACACGUGUGUCCAAACGCGUCGCUCCGAACCCUGAGACCCAGCUCCCGUCCCAGUUGCGGACCGCCAAUAGCCCAUCCUCGGCCACUGCCAAGACCAUCCGCACAGCUGUCAUAUCAGCUGCCCGCAGCAAAACAGCCAAGACAACAACCUCUGUGGGGGCCUCGCCGGCUGAACCUAAAACCCCAGCUGCGUCACGGAUACCCAGUCUCAAAAUGCCCAGGGCCACCGCAGCUCAGCCUCUGUGGAGAUGACAGAAGGGCGUGUCCUUGUCAAAUGUCUCAUGUCUGGAUAGAUUUUUAAGUUUUAACUAAUUUAAGUGGAAUAUUUCUGUCCAUUUUAGGGCCUGGGUUAUGUAUGUUUGAUUUAGCACUGAGAGCUUUGGAGAUACUUUAUAUCCUGCCUUUCACACAUUAGCAGGGUAGUGCAUUCUCUACAAUCUACCUCUUUGUACAUCCAUUUGUGUCCUUUGCAGGCAGUAGGACAGCAAUAGAAGACCUCUUCCCGUAGAACAGCCUUAAUGCUUAGAGAGGCGCAUAACUUUGGGAAGCCGUUAUAAUCGAUAUCCUGGAUGGAAAAGUAGUUUUCAAGAAAGUAAUCCAAAUGUGAUGCACACUGUGGGCCGCUACCAGAGUAAUCAGGGUUGUUUUGAACUGAACCUGAUACAAUAUUGAAAAGUUAAUUUAGUUGUUGAUUGGCCUCAACACAAAGCUGCACUUUACAAACUGAAAAGAGGCUAAAAGAGAUGAUUAUUGUCAUUUUUUUUUAUUUUAUAUAAAAAUCUAUAACUUUAUUCGAUGUGAUUAUUCACUUUGAGAUAUGUAUUUGUAAAAAAUAAAA
This is a messenger RNA of Fundulus heteroclitus (mummichog), 4054 nucleotides long. It is a transcript of the gene fhdc2, whose product is annotated as FH2 domain containing 2. The annotation marks the transcript as partial. The transcript has 12 exons. The record is from RefSeq and is a predicted model, not a curated record. Lineage: Eukaryota; Metazoa; Chordata; Actinopteri; Cyprinodontiformes; Fundulidae.